AAAUUCCCCAAAGCGAAUCUGUCCGGCGCGUUUGAACGGCUAUUCUUCUCUCUCUUCCCUAUCUUCCAACCACUUCAGCCUCUUUGCACCUUUGUAGUGCCUUUCUCCCCUCUCCCCUCUUUCCCUUGAUCUUCCCCCCCAGGGUUUCUUCCCCUCCCAUCCAUCAUGCAGGCCUUCCGCCGUAACACCGCUUCUGCCCUUCGCAAUGCUGCUGCCACGCAGCGCCGGGGAUACGCUGCCUCGGCCAGCCCGGCUUACGCUGAGACCAUCAAGAACCUUCGCAUCAACGCGGACACCAAGGUCAUCUUCCAGGGUUUCACUGGCAAGCAGGGAACUUUCCACGCCGAGCAAGCUAUCGCCUAUGGCACCAAGGUCGUCGGUGGAACCAACCCGAAGAAGGCCGGCACCAUGCACCUGGACCGUCCCGUCUUUGCGAAUGUGCGCGAUGCCGUGAAGGAGACUGGAGCUACUGCCACCGCCCUCUUCGUCCCCCCCCCCUUGGCCGCUAAGGGUAUCGAGGAGGCCAUCGAGGCCGAAAUUCCCCUGGCUGUCUGUAUCACCGAGGGUAUCCCUCAGCACGACAUGGUUCGUAUCACGGACAUCCUGAAGACGCAGAACAAGACCCGUCUGGUGGGUCCCAACUGCCCUGGUAUCAUCGCUCCUGGCCAAUGCAAGAUUGGUAUCAUGCCUGGCUUCAUCCACAAGCGUGGCCGCAUCGGCAUUGUUUCUCGGUCCGGUACCCUGACCUACGAGGCCGUCAACCAGACCACCCAGGCUGGCCUUGGACAGUCCCUGGUCGUCGGUAUCGGUGGUGACCCCUUCUCCGGCACCAACUUCAUUGACUGCCUGAAGAUCUUCCUCGAGGACGAGGAGACCGACGGUAUCAUCAUGAUCGGCGAGAUCGGCGGUAGCGCUGAGGAGGAUGCUGCCGAGUUCCUCAAGGCCAACAACAAGUACAACAAGCCCGCCGUCGGUUUCAUCGCCGGUAUUAGCGCUCCCCCGGGCCGCCGGAUGGGUCACGCCGGCGCCAUCGUCAGCGGUGGCAAGGGUGGUGCUGACUCGAAGAUCGCUGCUCUGGAGGCGGCUGGUGUUGUUGUCGAGAGAAGCCCCGCCUCCCUGGGCAAGGCGCUGCUCAACGAAUUUGUCAAGCGGGACCUGGUCUAGAUGGAAAUGAUAACAGUCUGCACGCAGGCGGAGACAUGACCUGAACCCUGCCGACUUGUGGGCGGGGAACUUUUCCCCCUCAUCUCUCUAUCCCUAGACGACUCCCUUUCUGUGUCUGAGCCGUGGCGGCCACUGUAUUUUUCUUAUCUCGGUGUCUUUUUCCUUUUUCUCGUCGAUAUAUCUCCUUUGUUUAGAGAUGCAAGGAAGUAAUUAUGUA
Messenger RNA from Aspergillus ibericus CBS 121593, 1381 nucleotides. RefSeq names its product succinate--CoA ligase (GDP-forming) subunit alpha. Gene Ontology annotation, molecular function: succinate-CoA ligase (ADP-forming) activity; succinate-CoA ligase (GDP-forming) activity. Bases 166 to 1164 code for a protein of 332 amino acids. The transcript is spliced from 7 exons. Gene Ontology annotation, biological process: tricarboxylic acid cycle. Gene Ontology annotation, cellular component: succinate-CoA ligase complex (ADP-forming); mitochondrion. NCBI's taxonomy places the organism in Eukaryota, Fungi, Ascomycota, Eurotiomycetes, Eurotiales, Aspergillaceae. The record is from RefSeq and is a predicted model, not a curated record.